GACAGGGGGAUCCUAUAUCCCCUCUGCUUUUCACGUUGGUUAUGAAGUACCUUACUAGAACAUUGAAGUAUUAUGCUGGGAAGAGCAGAUUCCAGUAUCAUCCUAUGUGUAAAGGGCUGAAUAUCAUCAACCUGGCUUUUGCUGAUGACCUUAUUAUAGCUUGCAAAGCUGAUAGGGUAUCUGUUAAAACAAUCAUUCAAUGUCUUGCCCAUUUUAAAUCAGUAACUGGCCUGGAAGUAAACUAUUCUAAAUCUCAGAUGGUUCUGGGAGGUGUGAAUGACCAUGAGGGUGAGGAAUUAUUGAAGGAGGCUAAAAUGAGCAGAGGUAAACUCCCAUUUAAAUAUCUUGGGGGACCUAUUACAGCAAGCAGAAUUUCAGAAAGGGAUUGUGAAGCUCUGGUCCAAAAGCUAACAACUCAAAUAACAGUUUGGGCAACUAAACACCUAUCUUAUGCAGGAAGAUGCAGGCUGAUUAAUUCAGUACUGAUGGGGAUUAUUUCCUUCUGGUGCAGACUUUUCAUUAUCCCUACAAUGGUAAUGAAAAAAAUCCAUAGUAUUUGUAGAAACUUUCUUUGGAGCUCAAAAGCUGAUAAUGGAAAAGUCCCAUCUGUAGCCUGGGAAGAUGUUUGCAAACCUAAGAAGGAAGGAGGCCUGGGGAUCAAGAACUUGGUGAACUGGAAUAAAGCAUGUGGCCAGGGACUCCUGUGGGACAUAGCUCAAAAGAAAGACAUCCUCUGGGUCAAAUGGAUCCAUAACAAAUAUCUUAAAAGAGAUUCAAUAUGGGACAUCUCACCCAAAUCUGGAAUGUGUUUCUAUUUGAGGAAACUCUUACUCAAUAGAGAUAUGUUUGCUGGGAUGAGUAAUCUAGAGAGCUAUGAAGUUCAGAAAGGGUAUGAUUGGCUACAGGGCGGAGGCACAGAUUUCCAGGCAUAUCCCAUUGUCUGGAAUAAACUGACUAUGCCUAAACACCAAUUUCUGAUGUGGCUUGCUUGGAGAAAUAGAAUCAAUACUAAGGUAAGGCUGAAGAGAUUCAUGGAAAUAGACACUGUCUGUGUGUUAUGCCACAAGGGGGAUGAAGAUAAAGAACACCUGUUCUACAAAUGUGAUUAUACUAGAGAAAUAAUGGAUGAUAUUGGCCACUGGUUAAAGUUCAGAUGGAAGGCCGCCAGUGAUGGGGAUCUGCAAGAAGAAUUCAAAAGAGUUAAAGGGAGGAGAAGGAGACAGACUAUUAUGGCUGGUUUUGCUGCUAUCUGCUAUGCAGUUUGGAGAGCACGAAAUCUCAAGAUCCAUCAACAGAGAAGUGUUGCAGCUGGGGAAAGCAAGGAAUGGAUAAAAACUCAUCUGAAAUCCUUUAUUAACUUUAAGCUCAGGAGAAUGUAUUUGUGUCAAACUUUUGUUUGUGUUGGUGGUUUUAUUUUCAAUCUGUUGAUGUACUGUUGAAGUACGUUUGAGGUGAAUAAAGUUGUGCUUUUGUUCAAAAAAAAAGAUAAAUAUGUGAGCACCUGAAUCCCUGUUAAAUCGUAUACGGGGGUAUUAUUAUAAUGCUACUAUGGGUAAUAAAAUCAAGAUUAUUAUGACUACAUUUAUUUACAUCCUAAUAAUUAAUUGCGAGAACAACGAAAUGCACGAGCUCUUUUGGGGUUCAUUUUUCACAUGGAAACAAGAAAUCAUAAAUACUACGGAGUACGUAAUUUUUUAAUACAAAUCGUCAAUAGUGAAAUCCACACCAUGCAAAAUCAAAUCAAAGCUGAGCACAUAG
This is a messenger RNA of Cuscuta campestris, 1758 nucleotides long. NCBI's taxonomy places the organism in Eukaryota, Viridiplantae, Streptophyta, Magnoliopsida, Solanales, Convolvulaceae. The record is from the annotation of a GenBank genome assembly.